Strongyloides ratti is the source of this 921-nucleotide messenger RNA. RefSeq names its product Cysteine/histidine-rich domain and CS domain and HSP20-like chaperone domain-containing protein. The record is from RefSeq and is a predicted model, not a curated record. Lineage: Eukaryota; Metazoa; Nematoda; Chromadorea; Rhabditida; Strongyloididae. The transcript is spliced from 2 exons. The coding region runs from base 1 to 921 and encodes 306 amino acids.
AUGUCUCCAAUGGUUACUUGUUACAAUAAAGGCUGUGGAAAAGAAUUUAACAUUGAUGAUAAUGGACCAGAUUCAUGUAUUUAUCAUCCUGGACCCCCAAUUUUCCACGAUGCAUUAAAAAUUUGGAAAUGUUGUGAUAAAAAAAGUUGUGACUUUGGAACAUGGUUAAGUUAUCCUGGAUGUACUAAAGGACCUCAUUCUGCGGAGAAGCCUGUAGAUGCCGUAAAAUUAUCUUCAAAUCAAGCCAUCCGUCCAGAACCUAAGGAUCAAGUUAUUCAAUGGAGUGGUUUAAAUAAACCAGCUGAAAGAAAUAUGGAGGGAAAAGAAUUUGUUUUAUUAAAUAUUGAACCUACAUCUGGUUUGUUGAAGGCUAUAGAUUUGGAGAAAAGUAAAAUAAAAGAAGGUGAAAGUGGUGAUGUUGUGGUUGGAUCUGCUUGUAGAAAUUCUGGGUGUACGAUGACAUAUAGUGGACCAGAAGCAAAUGCUACUAUUUGUCUUCAUCAUCCUGGAACAGCUGUUUUUCAUGAAGGUAUGAAAUAUUGGAGUUGUUGUGAACGUAAAACAUCAAAUUUCCAAUCAUUCCUUGAACAAGAAGGUUGCACACGUGGCGAUCAUUGUUGGAAGAAGAAUGAAAAAGUUAACAAUAUACGUCAUGACUGGUUUAGUAGAUUUGGAUUUAUUCAUGUUAAUCUCUAUUGUAAAGGAGCAUUGCCAUCAUCAUGUAAGAUUAAAAGUAAUGGUCUUUUACUUGAAUGUGAUAUUUCUUAUGAAUUUGGUGAUAAAGAAGCUGUAUUGAGUUAUGAGUUGUUCGGUGAGAUUAUACCAAGUGAAAGUAAAGUUAAUAUGAGUGAAAGAAAAAUUGAAAUAGUUUUAAAACAACUUAACGAAAUCACCUGGCCAAGACUUUGUUAUCAAGCUUAA